AUGAGGGGGGUUGCUGCUGUUCAUCUUGAUGUUGCUGUUGUUGUUGCUGUUGCCAUUGAUGUCCAGUAUCGUCCUUGGACCGGGAUGAUUGAUCUACCUGAGGCCUUGCGUCUUUCAGCGCACCGUACCAUUUUAGUUGGUACUGGACGCUUUGUCUGGUAUUUAGGGGAGCGAGUCGUUCGUCAUCAUAGUAGCGAUCGCUUUGUGGUGCCCUCAUCUCCACCAGAGUCGAUGCAGGACUCACGCUUGAUCAGAGAGUUGAUAAACAGGGGAGAGCGCUAUACUUUUCCAUGGCAGGAGCUUAUACACAUGGAGAGUGAUUAUGCGCGGGACUUGCUUCUCUCUCUGGCUCCUCCACCCCGUCUUCCUGAGACGACUAUUCGCCCUGUGGGGAGGAUCGAGAUUCCUCCUCAGUCUGUCCGCUAUCCAGGGCUGAUUGGUAUCACCGAGGACCAUAUUGCUGACACGCCAGAGGGUUACAGACAGACGCAUGAGUCUCUGCCCGAGGUCUUUGAGCCGGAGUAA
This is a messenger RNA of Chenopodium quinoa (quinoa), 525 nucleotides long. RefSeq lists its product as uncharacterized. The record is from RefSeq and is a predicted model, not a curated record. Lineage: Eukaryota; Viridiplantae; Streptophyta; Magnoliopsida; Caryophyllales; Amaranthaceae. The transcript is spliced from 5 exons. The coding region runs from base 1 to 525 and encodes 174 amino acids.